AUGUCUCCCGCACCUCUGGAGCCGUUGCUCGCAGCCGGAGCACCUCAAAUAAGAACAAGAAAAGGAUGGUGUACCCGCGGAUGUUGCUCUAAGGUUUUCCUAACAAUGAUCCUCGCAGUCGUUUUAUCCAUGUAUCUAGCUCUUCCUUCGCUGUCUCCAACUCCACCAGGUCAUGUUGCAGUUAUCUCGCCGUUUGAGAUUCAUACGGUCACGGAUUUCCUUGCCGCUGCCAAGUCUGGUAUCAUGCCUGGAAAUCGAAAAACUGAAUUACCUCUCAUGCCCGAAGAGAUGGUGAAAUAUUUGUCGACGAGCUAUGUUGAAUGGGCGCCAGAACCGUUUAAAACUCAACUUGGCUCGGAUAGUGUAUCUGCAACUCUCUCCACUGCGCCUUUGGCUAGAAUCAUGAUGGCUGCAUCUGGGAUGAGUGAUAUUUUGCGUGCGGCACUAGAUUCACUGAGUAUUGAACGGAAUAUGGACAUGAUGAAGAAAAGAAUUUGGCAUGGUAUGUCACCAAUUCCUCCUGCCCGGUGGGAGUCCAUGGGCCUCUCCAAAUCAGAGAAUAUCGAAGUAGCCCUCUCUCAAAUACAGCUCAUCGUAGACGUAUUCGAAUAUCUCCAUACUCCUCGUGUACAAGGCCGAUUACGAGAUAUCUAUAACCAUAUAUGGUUCGAAUUUGACAUUCUCCAAGAUGUAUUAAACGCGCUGGAAGUUUCAAAUGGGAGAUCUAAACCGGCUUAUAAUUUACCGGCUCUGUGGCAGGAGUACAUCCAUUCCUAUCUCUUCGAAAAUAUGGCUUUCCAAUCCCGCAGCUUUAUAUUCACAAACUUACUCCCUCUUUAUAACGCAACUCGUUCGGCAUUCUUUAGUCAACCGAGCUCUGUUUUUGGUGAAGCCGGAACUCCCCUCAUUUCUCAGCAUCACUUUCGUGUUCUAAACAGUAUACUCGAUCUCUACAUCGAAACCGAGUUCUAUGUUGUACCGCAUACUGUCGGAUUCGUAUAUCGACAUGAACCAGGGAAUGUGACUGGGUUACUCAGUGACGAUGAAAGCUCGUGGGAAAGAAAUAAUGCAAUAUAUGAGAGUAUCCAAAAUGCUAGAAGAGAGGACUUUCAGAUAGACUAUCAACGAAAAAUCAAAGAGGCCGCUGAGAUGAGAAUCGCAAAUGAUGAACAUUCUUCCUUUGGACAAAAUCAUGAAGCUCUGCAAACCAUAUGGAACAUCUCAGAUAGAGCAGACGCGCACCAAGCCGCACAACCACAGAUCUUGAAUCCUGCGAGAGUAGAAGAGGAAGAGUGGGUAAGAAAAUUCAAUAGCGUUGAAAACUUUGGAUAUGUCAUCUACAAAAUGAAAUGGAAAACCUUUCUCGCUCGAUUAGAAUCGGGAUUAGACAGUGGAUGGGAAGGCAUGAUAGGCGUCGAACAUGUGAAGCAAAAAGCGACUGUACAUUGGAUCGAGGGUCUCGAUGAAAGUAUUUUCGAAGACGAUUUUGCAGAUGCUAGAGAACACUUCAAAAACAUGAUCGCGUCGCAAAAUAUCCCAGCUGAUUUAUCCACAACCACUUUCCUCGUUAUCGAUUCUGCAUCUUUCGCAUCAUUUGGUUCUACGCCAGGAAGUCGCAAUCGAGGUUUUCUCAAUGUUGUCUCGGCGGACUUUGAUCCGGCUUCGAAUUCGUCAGACGGAUAUAAUGGUGCGUUCAAAAUCGUAGAUCAAUUGGUGUGGACGGAAUUGUAUCCGUUGGUUGAGCACUUGAAAUGUGUGAGCUUAGAUGCUUUUUGGGCAUUGGCAAGAAAUAGUCCUUCGGAAGUGUAUGUUGGGGCAACGACGGAGAUUCAGAGAAGGGUCUGGGAUGAUUUGGAUAAUUAAAUUCAUGGAUAAUAUGAGUAGCUAUGUUUUGAAAGCAUGAGAGUUCAGAUGAAAUGAAGGAUAACCAUUGAUGAAUAUUUCGAAAGAAUUUUAUGUGGGCCUUCUCCAAGUCCAACAUACCCUCAAAAGAGCUCAAAAACAAACAAAAACAAUACUCAACGGUAUUCGCCAUCUAUGUACUACUUACUACUCCCAGCUCAACAUCCCCACCUACACACAUUUAAGAAGUAGACACGUAAACCGCCAGAACCGGAGGAUCGCAGC
Messenger RNA from Botrytis porri, 2127 nucleotides. RefSeq lists its product as uncharacterized. The coding region runs from base 1 to 1863 and encodes 620 amino acids. The record is from RefSeq and is a predicted model, not a curated record. The transcript has 4 exons. Lineage: Eukaryota; Fungi; Ascomycota; Leotiomycetes; Helotiales; Sclerotiniaceae.